GACAGAGGAGAAUAAGAAAGAAGAAACUGUCAGAUGGAGGCAGCUCCGUUCUCAGCACCUCCGUCUCUCUUUCUCUCAGGUUUUCAGUGGCCUCUCUGCCUCGCUCGCCCCUCUCUGUGCUGCUGCUCCUUUGCCCAUGGUGCUUUCUGAUUCCUGAGGAGAGAGAGGUUUGAUGUGAUGGACCUGCUGCCCACCGACUGCUGCUGCUGUUUGCACCGCAGCAUCAUGGGAGCUGUAGUUUGCGCAGCAGCACAGGAGGACAGCUGAUUAGCCGGGGACUGUGGGUGAUCAGAGUGUGGAGCUGGUGGGCGGACGAGGCUCGACAAACUCGCACUUUCUAUUCUCUCGCUCUCUUUCUCUCACUCUUUUAACCCUCUUUCUCCCUGUUCCUCCCUCCACUCAGCAGUUCUGUCAUCGCUCCAUCUAUCUUUCCCUCCUCUUCCUCCCCUCUUUUCCUUCAUUCUUUUCCUCUCACUCUCAAUAUUUCACCCUCUUCUUCCUCCCUGUUCCUCUCCUCUCGCUCCUCCUGACUGGGCCGACGAAGAGUCAGAAUGGGCUGCUGUCUCACUCGGACCAAGGUCAAGACCCAUGACCCUUCUCAGCACCACCACCGGGACGAGCUGCACUUUGUGGACGAGUACGGCCAGCCAAUCGCUGUGCAGGUGGAAGGGAGAGGGGGACGUGGUCACAGGAGGCGGCAGUCGCAUUGUGUAAUUGAGUGCAAUGCCCCGACAGAAAGACACUGGGAGACCCUGAGAGCCAUGGGACUGAUGGAGGGAGAGGAAGGCCGGGGAGAUGGCUACAGUGCAGGGCCUUACUAUGGUCACCUGACUGUGUCACCUGACCCAUACCCCACAAACCGUGGCAUGAUGAUGUCAGCUGAUGUCUAUCCAGCCAGUAGCUACCUGGCCAGACCAUCACAUGACCAGCACCUGGGUCCCAGCUACCUGCCCAGCGUGUCCUACAGCCUGGACCACCUGGACAGGCUGGACUACCAGAGUCCAGAAAUGUUGCCCUACCAGCCCAACUCAGAGAGCUGUCUGAUUGGCUGCUACGCUACAAAAGAGACAGAGCCUAAGAAUUUCCCCAGACAGACCGACUAUCGUCCUCCUUGGCGGUUGGACCGACCGUUUGGUUACCUUCCCCUCAGUGAGCUCGACAGCGGACUGGGAUGUGGCCCUGAUAGUCCUCACCACCAGGUGGCACUCUCUGAAGCCGAGACAGACGCCAUGUCUUCGCUGCCAGGCCACACCCCUUCCUCCCAAGGCUCCUCCUCUUCCUCUGAGUCCCUGAUCUCCUCUGAACCCAGUGACUCUGGCUUCCACAGUGUCAGCACCGGCGACCACAGACGACUGCACAAAAUUCAAGGAAGCCACCGGCAAGCUCACCAUCUUCGCUCAGGCCACUCUCCUCGAGAGCAGAGAGGACGGUGGGAUUUAGAGUCCAUCCCAGAGACAACUCCCAUUCGCCACCCCGGAGCGCCACAGGCUUCCCGCUGCACUGUGGGUAACAGCACGACCACAACAGUUCAUUUUCACAGAGCAGAGAGAAGUCCCACCUUACCCCGCCAUCAGUCGCCACCCUCCCCUUCGACUGGUUGUCGCACUGAGCCCUGUCAGCGGAGGGCGCUAUGGCUGGAGCAGCAGCACGGAGGAGGGGGGUUGAUAGUGGCUCCAGGACGGAGUCGAACAAUCACAGAUCUGAGCGAAGGCCAGCACCGCCGUAGGGCCAGCCAUCCCAACAUGAGCGAUCAAAACAUUCUGAAACACAAACCCCAGAACAGCCAUCCAGGAACUGCCAGCAACCCACUGGGGCCAAGGAGCAGGGCCAGUUAUCCCAGCAACAGUCACCCCACCAGCCAGCUCAGCUUAGACAGAACCAGUCUGACCAGUCAUCAGAGCACAAUGAGAAACAGCCAGGGCACAAACUGGAGCAGAGAGGAGGACUCCCUGUCCAAGAGUCCUGGAGCUGGCUCCAGUGGUGUGUCGGACUGGCUUGGCUUUCAGACUCUUGGGGAUCGCACUGGAAACAUUAAGAGUCCCUCUGUUCCUUUCUACAGCACACUGGGAGCCCCGCAACCUAGCCCUCGCUCUCCACCCUCUCCACGCUCCAGACUGUCCAAUCAGAAGUCAGUCCGGAACCAGCUGCUCAGAGCCCGAGCUUACCGAUUGGCCAGGGAGCGCAGCGAAGUCACGACAGAUGAGGAGGUGCGAGGAGAGGGGGAGAGGGCAGGGGACAAUGAAGGGGAGGAUGGCCGAUGGGCGGGGCGAUACUGGAGCCGAACAGAAAGGAGACGUCACCUGGCGCUGUCACGGCAACACAGAGAACGAAGAGGGGGAGGGGAGGAGCCAGUCGGGGGAGGUCAGGGGUCUCUGUCGUCUCAGAUGGUGCUGGAGCUGAGCCACAUGAAACAAAAUCGACUGAGGAACAGCAAGCUGCUGGACGACUGGACGACGGUGGAGGAGCUGCUGACUCAUGGGACACGAGUGGAGAGCGACAGUCAGCUCUGUCCCAGCCCUCUGUUGUCGGUCACUACCGUCUGAAGGGAAAACCUCCGACACACAAUCCUACUAUACUGUCAGUUACUGCUGAAUGAACGUCCAGUCUGCCACUCAGGCCCAGACUCAUAAAAGGUUGUUUGUGUGGUGAAAAGUUCAGUACUAAAAUGAGUUCUUGGCAUCGUGCAUGGAAAGUGUGCUGACACCAUUUAUGACCAUGCAUCAGAUGCACAGUGGAAAUUACGUGAGCCAAACUACCUGCAUCAUAGUUGCGCCCAGCGCAACCAGUUUAACUCCCAGUCAUUACCACAGGAAAUCAGGAAUCCUUUGAAGAGCAAAAUCAAGUCAAAAAUCCAAACAGCGGCUGCCAUUGUUAAAAGAAACAUUGAGGCGACAGGGAGGAUGUUCUGAAGUUCACCACUCACAGCAGGGUGGUUCUACUGCUAUAGCGGCUAGCCUCAUAGUCUCACACUGACUUUUGACAUCAUCUUCUUUCAGCCCUCCAAUCGCUUCAGCCGGAGACCAUUAACCAGACAUUAGUGAAUUAGCUCACAAGCUCUCUCAUAAGUUCCUUGCCACGUUAGCUUGCAGUACAUGUUGUCAUUAGGAGCAGCUGGGUCGGAGCAACACUCCUGUUGGCCUCCAACUAAUUAUGACUGAGAUAUAGGGAAUUUUACAGCAUCUGUUUCCCACUUGAUGAAACGACUUAGAGAAGAAAUAGAGAGAGAGAAAUCUGUAGAAGGGCUUCAAAUGUACAGCUGCUGGCAGCUACUUCUAUAGAAACAAAAGUACAAUCCACUCGGCUCACAUAAUAGAUACUAAGUACUGUGUUCUGUCUGGUUUCACUGGGUAACAAACCGUUACAAAUAUAUAACACAACAAAAGUAGAUCAUUUAACCAUUUUGGAAUAAGGCAUAAGCUCUCUGGGGUCACCAUCAGGGGUGCUUGAUUUCUAUUGGGCUGAUACUUCAUGAAUACAGUAUAAGCUCCCUGGCUGAUUAGCUUACUGCUAGUGGGAUAGCUCUUUGCUAGCUAACUCUCAGAGGCUAGUUAGCUCAUUGGCUAUCUGAAUGAUUUUAUUUAAUCAGGCUCACUGAGUGUUGAGAACAACAGUUAGAGUCAGACAACCGAACAUUCAGCCUUCAACGCUGCCAAUGGUGUUAUAUGGACAGGAGGGUGAGACCCACUGGACUCAACCACACGGUACAUAUGCACCUGAAGAAAAAAAAGCUAAAAGAGUAAAAAUUGCACAAAGCUGCAGGUUUGGUGCUGAUUCUCAGUGGGUUUAGCAGCACUGUCCCUUUCACACUGAUCCAUACUGUCAUAAAUCAGUGCUUCUCAUCAGUGGCUGAUGAGAAAAUUUACAUCACACAGACCAAGGGAACGCACAUACUCAGAAAAUAAAAUCUGAGCUUUAAUGAAACUUCUCUUGCAAAAACACAAUAAAAUUAAAUUUGCCUCCCACUGCAUUUCCAGUGAAUCUGGAUGUCAGUCACGUUAUUUACUGUAUGAUUGGAAUUUCUGCGCCUGGAACAAUGGGAGACCUGGUAAUCGGUUAGAUGUGUCCAAAGAAAACAUUGGGAAGAAAAUUAACAUCACGUUUCCCCUGCAAGUCUGAAGUGAACAGAACUGGUGGCACUUCUACCAAGGCUGGAGAAACUGAUUCAGUCUGAACUGUGUUAAAACCAGCACCAGUGUCCUAUAAGAACCUACGGGUUUGUAAAAAGUCACUGAAGAGCUGCCCGGGCUUCAAACUGUGCAGUGUUAACAGACUCACUGGACGGACUGGAUUCUUCACACACCAGACUGUCUGUGCCUGCUACAAAAUAUCACGUCAUCAGCUGUGUCGCCUUGUGGAAAAGUGUCCCCAUCUCCGUCUCUUGUUUACUGUCUCUGUGCCAUAAAAUCGUAAAGUUGACUCUGCUCACUUUGGGCUCGCUGCACCUUUAAGUUCAAACAGCCUCUAAAUCGCUAUUUUACCACAUUUGUUUUUAGCCUCCACUUUCUCCUGGGUGGUUUACCAUUUUAAUCUCCAUGAGACAAACUUGUGGUGCAAAUAGAUGAGACGCUGUAGAGAGGUUCCCAUGCAGCACUGUUUACAGUGGGUUUCUAGUAUCCUGCUGCGUUUAGUGGUUACAGCUGUUUGAAAAUGAAGUUUGGCCUGUUGUGCAAUAUUUCAUACAUUAUAAUUUACUAAACAUGAUCUUUUAAGGAAGAGUUUGACAGUUUUGGAAAAUAUCCUUAUGACUUUUCUCAGUGAGAGACACUAUCGAGUCUGUAGAUUAAAUACGAAGCCACAGCCGAGAGACAGUUUAGCAGAGUUUUCUAGCUUGGCUAAACCAGCUAGAAAUUCUCUGGAACAUAACGCCCAGUAAAGCUACAACUUGUUGUUUUUACACUUCAGUUUUUGCCUGGAAUAAACAAACAAUGUGCUAAUUACUGAGCUUUAAAAGAAGCCUCUCCUCCUCCUGACUGUGGCCAAGUAGUGUGUGACAUAGCAGGCAAAACAUGGGGGAGACUGACUGACCACCACCCGGUGUGGCUCGGGGAGAAGACGCUGGUAGUCAGACUCUCUUUGCUGGAAAGACUGGGAGUCUGCUGGCACUUGGACAGUCAUUAGAAAUGAUUUGUACCCUCCAGGUUUGCUUCCACGUUGUCUGGCCCACUGCUUGUGCACAUCAGUGAUACUGGUGGAUUUCAUUUAUCUUUGGACAGAGCUAGGCAAACUUUCUCCCCCUUUCCAGUCUUUAUGAUAAGCUAAACUAACCAGCUGCUGGCCACAGGCUCACAUUUAACUGACAGAUAUGAACGUGCUUAAUCAUCUCAUCGAGCUCUGUCUAACCAAAUCAAAUAAUGCUUUCCACACAAGUAUUCCUUUAUGUUUUUGAUCCUGACAUUUGUGAAAAUCCGAAGUGGUAACACACACAGAACACAACCUAGACCUGCUGCAUAUCAUGACGUUCAGUGUGUAGUUACAAAACAAGGCUUUUGUCCAGCCUGUCAGGGUUUCAGUGAUGAAACUGGGGUUGUUAUUCUUUUUCAAAAUCUGCAGUGGGUCUCACUGGGGCUACACUGGUGUCUGUUCUGUGUCACAGGGGCUGCUAAACUCAGCAUAUGAUUACAGGCACCACUGAAAGAAGUGGUCAGAUUAAUGUGAUGUGUCAUAUAAUUAAACUGUUCAAUGCAAUUUUGUUAAAUAUAAGAACGUCCAUUUAGUCUUAAGAUUCUGAAGAUGGGUUUCAGGUCAUUGGACUUGUCAAAAUAUCUGAGGAUUUCUUUUUCUAAAUCGUGUGUGAGUGUGUUAACGGCCAUGCAAGAAGCAGAAUAUGUUAGUUUGAUACUAACUCAGUGGGAGUGUUUAGCCAAAGACAUUAACUUUGGUUUGUGGACAAUCUACAAAUACGGGCUGUAAGAUGUAAAAAUAUAUUUUAUAAUCAUAUUAGUUCUUAUAUAUUUGAUCCCUUGGCCUUGAAUAGAUGAAUAAUUCUGCCUUUCCCAGCACCCUGCCAUGCCCGUGUACAUACUUUAGUAUGUGCACAGUAAACUAGCCUUAUUAUUAGUCCAAACCUAGCUGCCCCAUCAUGACUAGCACAGAACAUGUUCCAGGGUUUGCCCAAAGAAGAAUGAACACUGAUGUCAAUAUACAGUCACUGUGUACAUUUGUCCACAAAGUGGACUUUUAACAAUUUCAAGUUUAGUAACUGAAUUUGAAUGACAAAAGGUUGCAUUAGUAAUGUACUAUUGUAACGCAGCUCGUUUUAGCUGUGGCCAAAUGAAGUCGUUCUCUGGAUGGAGAAAUCUCCAGAUUCCUCCAAAACUUCUUCAGACUUUUCCAAUUCAUCAAAUCAAAUCAAAUCAAAUUUUAUUUGUAUAGUGCCAAAUCACAACAAAAGUCA
Messenger RNA from Monopterus albus (swamp eel), 6394 nucleotides. RefSeq lists its product as uncharacterized. NCBI's taxonomy places the organism in Eukaryota, Metazoa, Chordata, Actinopteri, Synbranchiformes, Synbranchidae. The coding region runs from base 552 to 2543 and encodes 663 amino acids. The record is from RefSeq and is a predicted model, not a curated record. The transcript has 6 exons.